AUGAUGUUCCGCGCCGUUAUAUGCUUGGUCACGAGUGUGACAGCCAUGACUUUGACGCGUCGUGAUGUCAGUCCGGACGCCAUCUCUGUUGUUAACCUAGCAGUAGACCGUGGGGAGUCUCAACAUGGCGCCUCGGGUGUCCUCUACGGCCUGCCACUGGACCUGAACCAGAUCCCUGAUAAGUGGUUUAUCGACAUGGGUUACGGUUAUUCGCGUGGCGGCGGCUCCUCGCUGACAGCCGGAGGCCACGCAUGGAUUACUUCGUUUGAUGACUACAAGGUCCGCAUGAAUGGCGUUAUAUCCAACUACCGAAUCGUACGCAAGUACAAUGGCACAUACACCACCAUGAUGAGUGACCUCUGGGGUGCCGAUGGCGGCCAGCGUGAGACAGACGGGCCCUACCCCGGUGAUGGCGGCGACUGGACCCAGUGGGACGGGUUUCUCGCCCAAGUUGUCAAGGAUCUGCGCGAGAACGACGCUCUUGAGGGCAUGUCACUCGAUAUCUGGAACGAGCCCAACGGUGAAGUUUACUGGGACCGACCUCAGGCUCAGUACCACGAAGCCUGGGCCCAUGCCUAUGCCUACUUGCGCAAGGAGCUGCCCGACACUAAGAUUGGUGGUCCUGCCGUCAAUACGGAUCCAUCUGUCUUGAACGAGUGGUGGACCAACUUUGCCUCCUUCCUUCAGGUCAACGGCACCAUCCCCGACGAGUGGGAGUGGCAUGUCCUGGGCAACCCGGACUUUGAGACAUCCCGUAACCUCUUGUGGGAACUUCUCGACAAGUAUGGCCUGCCCCACAAGCCCAUCAACAUCAACGAGUACGCCCUUGACAGCGAGCAGACCCCUGUCUUCAGCGCCUGGUACAUUGCCAGCUUCGAGCGGAUCGAUGCCAAGGGGGCCCGGAGCUGUUGGAUUCCCGCCUUCCAGGCCUACGAUAUGCUGAGCGGUCUUCUCACCAAGCCCGGCGGUGGUGAUCCCAACGUCUACGAUCCCAAGAACCAGGAUUAUAGAGCAACUGGUCAGUAUCUCGUCUACAAGUACUACGGCACCGGAAUGCAGGGUCACCGUGUUGAGACACUGCUUUCUACCAAUAAGGACUUUGAUGUCUACGCCACCGUCGAGGGCAACCAUCUCAAGAUGCUCUAUGGUUCUCGCCGUCAGACUGGUGAGUCCGCCAUCCGUGUCAACAACCUCGACAUCAUCGGUCUACCAUCUUCUGGCGAGACCAAGAUCAAAGUCUUGGCAUUCCCUUUCCCUGGCGGUCUCGAAAACGGCCGCUUUACACCUGUCGACGAGCCCGUCGAUGUGGGCACCUUUGAUGUAUCGUACAACGAUAACUUCAUCCAGUUCCCAGUUUGGCCCAGUGAUGAGUUCACUGCCUACGCCUUUGAGAUUGCUGGAUCUCGGUAA
Molecule: messenger RNA, 1410 nt
Organism: Colletotrichum scovillei
Lineage: Eukaryota; Fungi; Ascomycota; Sordariomycetes; Glomerellales; Glomerellaceae
Exons: 2
Coding region: 1-1410 (469 amino acids)
Source: RefSeq, a predicted model, not a curated record